Molecule: messenger RNA, 1260 nt
Organism: Tremella mesenterica DSM 1558
Lineage: Eukaryota; Fungi; Basidiomycota; Tremellomycetes; Tremellales; Tremellaceae
Exons: 7
Coding region: 1-1260 (419 amino acids)
Biological process (GO): maturation of LSU-rRNA; maturation of 5.8S rRNA
Cellular component (GO): preribosome, large subunit precursor; nucleolus
Molecular function (GO): rRNA primary transcript binding
Source: RefSeq, a predicted model, not a curated record
AUGGCACCCGAUAAGAAAAUACAAAAUGCUAUGAAAAGGUCGGAUGUUCAUCGUAAGAGCAAGAGGGAAAAGGAACAGGCCAAGCUCAAGCGAAGGUUGGAGAUCAAGAAAGCUGAGAAGGGUAAAGACGGAGAGGAGCUGAGAAAGCAACGACUAGCUACCAAUAUCCCAAACACCCUCGACAAUACAAGAAUAUUCGAUUCGAGUUCUUACCUCACAACCGAUCCCAAAAUUUUACAAGCGGCCGCUGAGAAAGCUGCAGCUGCUUCUCGAUCCAUCAAUGGUCCUUCUCCUGAUGCGACAGAUGAUGAAGAUGAGGACCGAGAGUCAGAAGCUGGUCCCUCCACGGUUCCAGCUUCUGUCCCAGCUCAUGAAGAUGGUGGAGAUGUACCAGAUGAGGAUGAGGAAAUGUCUGAGGAGGCAAAGGCAGAUGAGGAAGAGGAAGGUCAACAACGUACAGAGCCUGUAUAUGGACCUCCGCCAAAAAUCUUGAUCACCACCUCCCCCUCUCCCGGAAAAUCCACUUAUCGGUUCUGCGACGAUCUCAAGAAUGUUUUCCCAGGUGGGGAAUUCUUCAAACGACCAAAAGGCAAAGGCUUCGAACUUGGCCGUGUGGCGAGAUGGGGUAUCAAGAGAGACUUCGUGGCGGUCAUCAUCGUCAAUGAAGAUCACAAAGAACCUAAUGCCAUCACUCUCAUCAAACUGCCCGAAGGCCCAACAGCUUACUUCAGGCUUACAAGUAUUCAACUUGGUUCAGAGAUCUACGGACAUGCCAAACCUUCCCCUCAUUCCCCCGAGCUCAUCUUGAACAACUUCACUACCCUUCUGGGCAAUUCCGUAGGUCGGCUAUUCGGCUCUCUCUUCCCUCCACUUCCGCAAUUUAGAGGACGUCAAGUUGUCACUCUUCAUAAUCAACGAGACUUCCUUUUCUUCCGUCGACAUCGUUAUAUGUUUUCCUCACCCACUCGUGCCCGAUUGCAAGAGAUUGGACCUCGCUUCACACUCAAGUUACGAUGGCUACGCAAAGGUCUCCCGGCAGUUACGGCUGCGGACGGUAGAGUGCCCGGUGGAGGAGAUGCCGAGGAAGAGGAGAUCUCGAGACAAGAAAAGAUGGAUGAGGAUGAAGCAGCUGCGGAAAUGGGAAAGGAAUCCACGGAGGUAAAGGGAAAGCCUGUCAUACCGUCCCUGGACGAGGAACAGGAAUACGAAUGGAAAUGGAAGCCGAAAAUGGAGGUAUCCAGAAGAACUUUCUUCUUGUGA